Molecule: messenger RNA, 1356 nt
Organism: Xenopus tropicalis (tropical clawed frog)
Lineage: Eukaryota; Metazoa; Chordata; Amphibia; Anura; Pipidae
Gene: cldn7
Product: claudin 7
Exons: 4
Coding region: 213-854 (213 amino acids)
Cellular component (GO): bicellular tight junction; plasma membrane; membrane
Molecular function (GO): structural molecule activity
Source: RefSeq, a predicted model, not a curated record
GCACCUGGCUCAGGUAUCGGUGAGAGAGCGGAGGAAGGAGACGGAUCGGAUUCUAUCGGCCGGGGAUAAACUACUCGAUCGUUCGGAGCCCCCCCCCCCCCCCCAGCAGCAGCGAGGAGUAGGGGCCCCUGUGUGUCCCUGAGCUUGUACUUACCCCCCCUAGUGCAGGGGCAAAGGACUCCUACCUACCCCCACACUCCAACCCCCCAGGGAUGGCCAACUCCGGGCUGCAGCUGCUGGGCUUCGUACUGGCGCUGCUGGGAUGGAUCGCACUAAUCGCAGCGACUAUUAUGCCGCAGUGGAAGAUGUCCUCCUAUGCCGGGGACCAGAUCAUCACGGCGGUGGCGAUUUACCAAGGGCUGUGGAUGUCUUGCGCCACCCAGAGUACGGGGCAGAUUCAGUGCAAAGUCUAUGACUCCCUACUGCAGCUGGACGCAUCUCUGCAGGCCACGCGGGCACUCAUGGUGGUCUCCAUCAUCCUGGGGGUAUUUGGCCUCGCCAUAUCUACCAUGGGCAUGAAAUGCACCAACUGUGGGGGGGAUGACAAAGUGAAGAAGUCUCGCAUUGCAAUGACUGGCGGAUUUGUCUUUCUGAUUGGGGGUCUGGCAGCGCUCAUUGCCUGCUCCUGGUAUGGGAACCAGAUCAUUCGGGAUUUCUACAACCCUCUCCUGCCAAUCAAUACCAAGUACGAGUUUGGUGCCGGAGUCUUCCUCGGCUGGGCCGGAUCCUUCCUGGCGCUGAUUGGUGGAGCCCUGUUGGCAUGUUCAUGUUCCCGCAAGAAUAACUACCAGAAGGGGUACCCCAAGUCCGGGGCAAAGACCAAGGCUCCAUCUUCUGCAAGGGACUAUGUGUGAUGCCUCAAACCCUGUUACCCACCUUAUUCAAGCAGCACCCCCCAGGUCACGGCUCUCCACUUGCACCCCAACAUUCAGCACUUAGGGGGAAAGAAGAACUGACUAGGUAGCGAGCCGCCCCGUGGCGGCCAUGUUGGACCCUUCCUGUGCUUGGCGGGGUGACUUGGAGGGAUACUGGGGUGCUGCUUCCUACUCCAUUUGUGUGACUGACCAAUGAACUGACAUUUCUAUGCUUGUUUAACCUGUUUAUAAUAAUGCAGCUGAUUGGCCGUGCCGGGGCUCCUAUGUGAUAUUGGGGGGCGGGGGGGGAUUUUAUUGAUGAAGUUUGUAAAGGGCAUUGGGGGGGAUUUUAACACUGAUACCCUAAUCCCAGAUCAGCAGUAAGUGCAAGUGGGCCUGAGCCUGGGGUGUAGGGGCCCCCCAUUAUGUAUCUAGAUUUAUACGCUUUGUGACUUGUAGCAGAUUUUCUUGUUUUUGUAAAUAAAACUUUUUUUCAAAGGGA